AUGACUGCUGCGGGUGUCUCCCCGUCGAGCUCUCCGCGACUCCCCAGUCCUCCUCCUUUCACAGAGGUCCAGAUCGGACCUCAGUCGCCUUCGGUGGGCGAGACAUCUGGCAAAGAUGCAGAGCAGUUUUUCGGGGGCGCCGACGACGAUGGCUCAACACGCAGGAUUCGGCCGGGUACCAAGACUGCUGACAUGGCGUUUGGGCCGCCACUGAUUCCACUGUCGCAGCUUGACUCUCCUUUCCAGCUACAGGAACACCUCAAGGCCUUGUAUAACCACUUCACCAAACCUGAGGGAUCGGACACGGUCAUCCCGAUCAACCGCGAAGUCGCGCUUCAACUCGCCGAGCCCCCAGAGGGUGUUGACCGAUCACUAUGGCUCUACGAGCUGUGUCGCUUUCUCACGAUGAAAGUCAACAACCUCAUCGUCGCUUUCUUCGCCGAGAACCCCCCGUGCUCAGCGCAGACCUGCCCCGAAAUGCGCGCAUCUGAGUGGCAAUAUCUCUGCGCUGUGCAUGAUCCGCCGAAGUCAUGCUGCGCGAUCGACUACUGCUGCCACACUCUCGACUGGGCUACAAAUACGCUCACCUCGCCCAAAUACUUCCCCAGCCGGCUGACGCUGGGCUCCGAUGCUGCCGGUGGCCCACAAGCUAGCAUGAGACAUCUCACCAACAUUUUCCGUCGACUGUAUCGAAUCUUCGCGCACGCCUGGUUCCAACAUCGUGAUGUAUUCUGGGAGGUGGAGGGCCACGAUGGUCUCUAUGUUUUCUUUAAAACAGUCUGCGACCUGUUCAGUCUCAUUCCGGAGGACAACUAUACGAUCCCUCUCGAGGCGGAAGGCCCUGAUGCCGUACAGCCCAAGGAUGACGAACCGGUCGAGAGCAAGCGCCUGACCAUCUUGCGCAAGGAUAAUGACGACCCUUUCGCCGGCGGCGUGGAUAGCAUGGACCCGUCUAUUAGCACCGGUGCUACCACCCGUCGUCACAAACAUAGCCCUUCGACUGGAUCACGCGUCACAACGAUCACGGAGAGCGCGGAAGACCCGGAGGAAGCUCCGCGAUCCGCUGCCCCUCUCCGGGAGGUCAUGAAGGACUCGCCCGAGUCGGUACUGGUACAUCAAGCUGCCGAGGAGGCAGGGGUGACCGAGGAGACACAACAGACACCUGCUGGAACUGCGGAUCCAAUUGCUGCAAUGGAACCCACUGUAUCGACCGAAUCGGCCGAAUCUACUGCAGUCGCACAGGAGGAUGCAAAGGAAGAGACACAGCGACCGGCUGAUCCGCAGGCGGAUUCAAAAGCAGACAAGACCGAAGAGGCUAAAGAGCACGAUGGCGAGAAUGCCAAACCCGAGGAGCCUACCGAGGAGCCUCCCAAAGAGCCUACCGCAGAUCCCACUGCGCCCAUCGAGGAGUCCACCGAGCCCGCUGAGACAGCCCCCGAAAGUGAAGAAGCUUCUACCGACCACAAUUCCAACGAAUCCGUGGAAGCAAAGCCAGAGGAAAAGACAGAAUCCUUGUCAUGA
This is a messenger RNA of Penicillium cinerascens, 1521 nucleotides long. RefSeq names its product Mob1 family protein. The transcript has 2 exons. Gene Ontology annotation, cellular component: cytoplasm. NCBI's taxonomy places the organism in Eukaryota, Fungi, Ascomycota, Eurotiomycetes, Eurotiales, Aspergillaceae. The record is from RefSeq and is a predicted model, not a curated record. Bases 1 to 1521 code for a protein of 506 amino acids.